Messenger RNA from Ceratotherium simum simum (southern white rhinoceros), 2016 nucleotides. The record is from RefSeq and is a predicted model, not a curated record. NCBI's taxonomy places the organism in Eukaryota, Metazoa, Chordata, Mammalia, Perissodactyla, Rhinocerotidae.
AAUUUGAUGCUGGGACCCUCCUUCUUAGUACACACCGGCUAAUUUGGAGAGAUCAAAAAAAUCAUGAAUGCUGCAUGGCCAUUCCUCUUUCCCAAAUUGUAUUUAUUGAAGAACAGGCAGCUGGAAUUGGGAAAAGUGCCAAAAUAGUGGUUCAUCUUCAUCCAGCUCCUCUGAACAAAGAACCUGGUCCAUUCCAGAGUAGUAAGAACUCCUACAUCAAACUCUCUUUCAAAGAACAUGGCCAGAUUGAGUUUUACAGGCGUUUGUCAGAGGAAAUGACACAGAGAAGAUGGGAGAAUAUGCCGGUUUCCCAGUCAUUACAAACAAAUAGAGGACCCCAGCCAGGAAGAAUAAGAGCUGUAGGAAUUGUAGGUAUUGAAAGGAAACUGGAAGAAAAAAGAAAAGAAACCGACAAAAACAUUUCUGAGGCCUUUGAAGACCUCAGCAAGCUAAUGGUCAAGGCUAAGGAAAUGGUGGAGUUAUCAAAAUCAAUUGCUAAUAAGAUAAAAGACAAGCAAGGUGACAUCACAGAAGAUGAGACCAUCAGGUUUAAAUCCUAUUUGCUGAGCAUGGGAAUAGCUAACCCAGUUACCAGGGAAACCUACGGCUCAGGCACACAGUACCACAUGCAGCUGGCCAAACAGCUGGCUGGAAUAUUGCAGGCGCCUUUAGAGGAACGAGGGGGAAUAAUGUCACUCACAGAGGUGUACUGCUUAGUAAACCGAGCUCGAGGAAUGGAAUUGCUCUCACCAGAAGAUUUAGUGAAUGCAUGCAAGAUGCUGGAAGCGCUGAAAUUACCCCUCAGGCUCCGAGUUUUUGACAGUGGCGUCAUGGUAAUCGAGCUUCAGUCCCACAAGGAAGAGGAAAUGGUGGCCUCAGCCUUGGAGACAGUUUCAGAAAAGGGAUCCCUAACGUCAGAAGAGUUUGCCAAGCUUGUAGGAAUGUCCGUCCUCCUGGCCAAGGAAAGGUUGCUUCUUGCAGAGAAGAUGGGCCAUCUUUGCCGAGAUGAUUCGGUGGAAGGCUUGCGAUUUUACCCGAAUUUAUUUAUGACACAGAGCUAAAGGUUUUGUAUUUGAAAUACUUCUUGUCCAUACACUUGCAUCAUGUGGAGGUUGUCUGACAUUGAGCUAAGGAUAAACCCUUAUAAACUGAGCAUUUACUGGAACUUUGCAGUAUAAUAUAAAACCCUUUUAAUUUCUCCAUAAAUAUAAUGGUUCAGGAAGUUUAUUUAGGAUAAAUAUAGGAAAAUACAGAAAAAUGAAUGCCAAUGUGAAUUUGAAAUCAUGCUACAGUUGUAAAGAAUCCUCAGAGUUUAACUUGAAAUAUGAUGGAUUUUAACUUGAUCCUCAAAUCUGACCAUUUUUUAAAGAAGGGAAUUUAGUUCACGGGGGGAAUAAAGGAGAAGUUGCAUGUUUGGACAGGUUAGGUCAUUAUUUUGGUGUGACUAAAAUUCACUGAAUUAUAAAUGAGGUUUUUUUCUGUAUCUAAUGUGCCCAUUUUGGGGGGUUUUCAUAAGCAGGUCAUACCUACGGUGUAGCUGAAGAACCUGCCAACAUUGGAACAAAAUAUCAAACUGCAGAGUGCCAAAUGAGGCUCCUCCUAAGGGCUUUUCUUUAGAAGCAGUCACAAGCAUGUCUUCAACAGACCAAAUAAAGCACUUAAAAAAGGAGAGAAUUUUAUGUGACUUACGUAUAUAUAAUCUGAGUAGUUUCUUUCUUUCUUUUUUUUUUAAGUGAUGAUUUCAUAGCUGGCAUUUAAAGAAUGCAACUAUGUCAUUUUGUUUAAAAAAUGCGGUGGAUUUUGAAACUGCAUUAAAGAGCUGUGUAGACAUGCCCAGAGAUAUGAUUACAGAUUUGGGGAGUAGACGGCUCAGGAGUUCCCUAGGAUUGUUGUGUAGGCCGAGGGGCUGGGAGGACCUUUAACUAGCUUACCAGGGACCUUGGUGCUCUUUGACCUCGAAGUCAAGGACAGGAACAUAGAGAGUGGAAAAGUAACGUCUUCUUUUCCUUCCCUUAG